Centruroides sculpturatus (bark scorpion) is the source of this 1799-nucleotide messenger RNA. It is a transcript of the gene eIF2D, whose product is annotated as eukaryotic translation initiation factor 2D-like. The transcript has 6 exons. Bases 118 to 1767 code for a protein of 549 amino acids. The record is from RefSeq and is a predicted model, not a curated record. Gene Ontology annotation, molecular function: RNA binding; translation initiation factor activity. Gene Ontology annotation, biological process: formation of translation preinitiation complex; translational initiation. Lineage: Eukaryota; Metazoa; Arthropoda; Arachnida; Scorpiones; Buthidae.
AAUUACCAACAGAUGGCGAAAAACACGGAACGAAAGACAAGCAUGGAGUCCACUCUGGGAAAAUAAUACUAUUUAUAUUAAAUUAAAUUACUGAAAAUUAAGAAGUAACAAUUCACAAUGUUUCGUAAGCCAUUUAAAGUAAAAUCUAAUUCUCAGAUUAAAGGAUCGGAAAGAAAGAAAAUUAGAACCCAGCUGGUACAACAGUAUCCAUCAUUUUCAAGCAGUAAUAUCAAUGAACUUGUCCCUAACAAAGAUGAAAUUACGCACAUGAAACUCUUAGCUAAUAAUGGCCAUACUAUAACUGUAUACUGUAUUGGGCAAAAUCCUAGCUUUUUUGUAGAUGAAAAUGUUAUUUAUCCAACAGUUUAUACUUUAUGGAAAUUUCCUGAUUUGUUACCUGUAUUAACAACUUGGCCUCUAGUGUUUGAUAAAUUAAUUAGAGGUGCUGAUUUGAUGUUGCCUGGACUGAUAAUUGAUCAGGAUGAUGAAAAUCUAGAUUCAUUGAAGAUAGGAGACGUAUGUGCAGUUAAGUUGGCAGGAAACAAAUCAGCAAUUGCAGUUGGGACCUUAGCAGUUACAGGAAAUGAAUUAAAGCUUAAAGGUAAAAAGGGCAAAGCCAUGAUUUUGGUUCACAUAUAUAAAGAUUUAUUAUAUGCUUUGGGUGAUUGUUCGGAAUUGCCACUUUUAGAAGAGAAAAUAUAUUUUAGUAACGAAAUGAAUGAUGAUGAGGACAAUGGCAACAAUGAAGUAAGUUCCGUAUCAGUAAUUGCAGACAAUUUAGAGAGAAACUUGCAGGUUUUAGAUUCUAAUGAGUUAGCAUUAACAGAAAUUGAUGAUUUGAAUUCUUUGGAGAAGAAUACAGAUAAUGAAAAUAUAGAAUGUAAAAAAGAAUUAUCUGUUACGGAACAAAUGGAUACUCUAUUACUAAAGUGCUUUUUAACAGCACUUAAAUCUAUGGGUAAAAAUCUCCAAUUGCCAAUUCUUACAAGUACUUUUUAUAAAUCCUAUAUAUUAGGUUGUUGUCCUACUGAUAAUCAAUUUGAUAUAAAGAAGACAAGUUAUAAAAAAUUAUCUAAUUUUUUACAAGAAAUGAAAAUGAAGAAUAUAAUAAAUGUUGAAGAACUUAGCAAAGGUGUAGAAAGUAUUACAGAAAUAAAUCUAAAUCACGACUUGAUUAAAUCUUUUGAAUUAGAUCCAGAUUUUAUGGUUAAUAAAACAUCUGACAACGAAACUAAAGAAACAAAAUCAUAUCAAAUGCCAGAAAUAAGAGAGUUAUAUACUGUAAAUGCAGCUGUUUUACCAUUUUUUACUUUAAUGAAUUAUGGUCUGACAGUCAAUAUUAUAUUUGGUGAGAAACUGAUAACCCAAGAAGAGGUCAAUCCAGUUUUCUCCUUCAUCAGUGGAGAAAGUAGGUGUCUAAAUAAAAUGCAACAAGCCCAUGAAAUAAUCUUCCCAGGACAGCCACCAAUUUUCAAGAAAGGUAAAUUAAACCAGAUUGAAAUAAAUGUUGAGCAGAGAACAGGAAAUAAAAAGGUGACCUUAAUAAAUUAUUUAGAUGAAUUUAAAAUAGACGCAGAAAAGUUUGCACACGAAAUACAACUGGGUGUAGCGGCAAGCACCAAAGUCGGAGAAUCUGCUGGGAAAAAGGGCGUCCAGGUUCUUGUACAAGGAAAUCAAGUGAAAUAUAUUAGUAAAUUAUUAUUAGAUAAAUACAAAAUUCCAAAGAAGUAUGUGAAAGGUUAUGACAUGCAAGGAAAAAAGAAAUAAUUUUUAUGUAUAUGACAGCAAAUAAAACUUGU